Saprolegnia diclina VS20 is the source of this 1488-nucleotide messenger RNA. RefSeq lists its product as hypothetical. The coding region runs from base 77 to 1369 and encodes 430 amino acids. The transcript has a single exon. NCBI's taxonomy places the organism in Eukaryota, Oomycota, Saprolegniomycetes, Saprolegniales, Saprolegniaceae. The record is from RefSeq and is a predicted model, not a curated record.
GUUCAACGUGUCGCAUAGCAAACGAACGUGGCGGCGAUGACGAUAGGACGAAGAAGACGCCCGAAGCGCACCGGUGAUGCUGCCCCAGGAUCUCGUGCUCGUUGUCGCGCGCUACAUUGAAGAGCCGGACGACUUUCUGAGCUUCCUCGACGCACUGCCAGCCGGCGACCGCGGUCCGUCGCUUGGCAGCCUCGUGGCGCUGGCCACCAUGAGGCCCGCGUCGACGCUCUGGCCGCGGCUGUUGCUGUCGUCCGUAGCAUCCAACCGUCAGCGCAAGCUGCUCUGCGACGCCAUGCGCAGUCACCCAUGUGUGGAGCUCGACGUUGAAGGCCUUGGGCUCUGGGCACCGCACAUCCCUCCGUCGACGCGUCUGCGCAUGAGCCUCGAGAAAAGCCACGUGGAUAAUACGCUCCCGGUUGCCAUCGUGUCGGCGCUGUGCGAGCUCGAGAUCGUGCUGGACACACCCUCUUCCAUCUCAACCUUUGCCUCCUUUCUCCAAACGCUACCACGCCUCCGUGUCCUGCGACUCGAGUGUCUCUGGACCAGCCUCGGCUCACCUCCGUGUCUCGAGCCGCUCCUCGAUGGCCUGCGCCAAGUGCGGCUCGAGUCGACGGGCUUUUCGUUUCAGCGAGGACACGUGCUCUCGACGGCGACGGUCGCUGCCAUCGCACAGGUUCUCACAGCACAGAGCGUGCGUGACGUGAGCUUCCGCAGUGUCGACGUCACGCCCGAGACUGGCGACUUUUUGUGUGCUGCGCUCCAGACGUCGCGGUCUCUGCAGCGCCUGACAUUGCAAGAAAGCCAUACGCUGGUGGCGGCGCUGGCGCGAACGACGCGGGAGCUGCCCCAUCUGAAGCAUUUGGCCCUCAACGACGUGUCGUGGCGCCAUUUGGAGACGUUCUGGUCGAGGUUGCCCAUCAUGAAGCGGCUCUCGACGCUCCACCUGUGGCUCGACCACGGGCGCUUGAACGACGACGAGUUUGGGCGGUUUGUAUCGGUCCUCGGCCAGCUGCAGCUUUGGACCCUUCAGCUCCACGCCAAGAAUUUGUUGCUCAACUACCCCGGGCGCGUGGCUCUCUUGCUCGCAGCGCUGGCGCCACAGUCCGACCUUGUGGCACUCACAUUGCACUUUACCAUGCUGAGCAACGACGACCUGUGGACGCUUGCUGCGAUGCUGCCGUGUGCGGUGGCGACGCUCGACCUGCGUUACAACGCGUACGACGACGCUGGCGUCGACGCUCUGGGUGCCCUACUGCAGCGGCCUGCGCUGCGGCACGUGGCCCUGGCCGAGACGCUCUCGCGCGCUGCUCAAGACCGCUUGCGUGCGAUGAGCCCGAGGACCUUGCGCCUGACCUUUGAUGUCAAGUAGUCGGAGCAUGCGUUCAAGUAGUUAGAUAUACGUUUGUCGAUACCCUGCUGAGGUCCACUGUGGCGUUGACGUAACUAGUACAAUAUUGUCUACUAAAGAAAGUCACGCAUUACAGUCGA